Molecule: messenger RNA, 2304 nt
Organism: Naegleria lovaniensis
Lineage: Eukaryota; Heterolobosea; Eutetramitea; Acrasida; Naegleriidae
Exons: 2
Coding region: 1-2304 (767 amino acids)
Cellular component (GO): membrane
Molecular function (GO): calcium ion binding; protein binding
Source: RefSeq, a predicted model, not a curated record
AUGUGUCCACGUUUACGCCUUGUCCAAUAUUUGUGUUUUUUAAAUCUUCUCGUUGUGUGUGUAUUCCUUGCACCAGUGGUCACAUGUGCCUACAGUAUCACCACUAUAGUAGGAACAGGAGCUCAGGGUUCAGGAGGCGAUUCUGGAAACGCUUUAUCUGCUCAACUGUAUUGGCCAAAGGGAGUAUAUGAAUACAAUAAUGAAAUUUAUAUUGCAGAUACUUAUAACCACAAAAUUAGAAAGGUUUCACAGACAGGUAUCAUUACAACCAUUGCAGGAACAGGUAAUCAAGGAUAUUCAGGAGAUUUGGGACUUGCCAUAAAUGCUCAACUUUCACUUCCAACCUAUGUGUAUGUGGAUUCCACAGGCGUAUAUGUUGCUGAUGCUGGAAAUAAUUGUAUUCGACGAAUUCAGAAUGACAGAAUUGAAACCGUCUUUUCCACUGGUCUUCAAAAUCCUUUGUUCGUUAGUUUCAAUUCGAAUCGCGACAUGUACAUUGUUGACGCGGAUAACAAUGUCUUGAAAAAAGUUUCCAACGGUGUUGUGUCCAACAUGGUAGGUUCAGGAACGAGAGGUUUCGGUGGGGAUGGCAGCUCUGCAACCUCUGCCUUGUUAGACCGACCAGCAGGUGCCUAUAUGUCCUCAUCCUCGAAUGAAAUUUAUAUUAGUGACACUUACAAUAAUAGAAUUAGAAAAGUUUCAUCUUCAGGUUUCAUUUCCACUCUUGCAGGAUCCACUCAAGGAUUCAGUGGAGAUGGAAACUUGGCAAGAGAUGCUCGAUUGGAUCAUCCUUCGAGAUUGCUGGUCAACUCGAAAGGCGUGUUGUUUUUUGCAGACACCAAUAACCAUGUCAUUCGAAAAAUAUCCGGUGAUAUCAUUACAACCGUUGCAGGAAUUGGUGGAUCCAAUGGAUUUAAUGAUGGAAGUUUUUACAUUGCGGAUUCUUUAAAUAAUAGAAUUAGAAUGUUACGUCCCCUCUGUAAUGGAGUGGUUUCGAAUGAUCCAUCUGUGUGCUCUGGUCGUGGCCAAUGUCUCGAUGAGGACACCUGUACCUGCACACAACCUUCCUUGUACGGUGGUCCAUAUUGUGAACUUCCCAAAUGCAACAACAAGCUCUCGAACGAGACUGGAGUCUGUAAUGCCAGAGGAACUUGCUCAUCACCCAAUACGUGUACUUGUACUGAACCUGCCAAAUUUGGAGGAAACGACUGUGAAUUUCCCAAGUGUUUUGGAAUUCUUCAAACGAUGGCAUCUACGGUGUGUAGUGGUCAUGGUUCUUGCGACUCUCCAGACGUGUGUCGAUGUAAUGCCAAAUGGACAGGUCCAGCAUGUGACAUGCCUAUCUGUUUUGGAAUGAAUCAAAAUGAAACGAGUAGGGUUUGUAGUGGUCGUGGAACUUGUAACGGUCCUGACCUUUGUGUCUGCAAUUCAGGAUUUACAGGUCAAUCGUGUGAAAAGUCAAUUCCUGUUCUCUUGGUCAACAAGAUGUUCAUUUCUCAAGGACAAACCAUUACAAUCACUACCAACGAGUUGCAAGCGUCUGAUCCUGUCGCCAAUGACUCUCAACUUCAGUUCAUUGUUAGUAACAUGCUUUACGGCAGAUUUGAAUUGAGUUCUGUGAGUGUCAAUGUUUUUUCACAACAACAGGUGAAGGAUGGUCAAGUGAAAUUUGUGCACACUGGAACAAACAAUCAACCACCUACUUUCCAAAUAACAGUUUCCAACGGUGUAGUUCAAACUUCUCAACAAUCUCCUUCCAUUACUUUCAAUGUUGGUCCAUAUGUGAAUGACAAGAUGCUCGAUCAGACCGUGCAAGUUGAUCAAGAAUUCAAAAUUCCAGUAUCGAAAAAUAUGUUCAUUGAUCCAGAUGGAGAAACUUUGACCUCUUAUGCAUCGUUGGAAACUGGACAACCACUUCCAAGUUGGAUUAAAUUUGAUGAAAAGACAUACUUUCUCAGUGGAAAGAGUUCAGAACCAAGUACGAACAAAUUCAAAUUCUACGUAGUGGAUAGGGGAAAUUUGAAAGCAGAAUGUGUGUUUUCAUUUAAGGUUGUGGCAAAUUCAGGAAGUUCAGGAAAUUCUGGAAACUCUGGAAAUUCAGGUCUUGGAGUUGCUGAUAUUGUUGGAAUUGCUGUCGGUAUUUCUACACCAAUUCUUACGAUUAUUGGACUUCUUGUUGGGGGAGGAGGUAUUUGGCAAUGUGUUAAACAUUUUAAGAAACCAAAGUCUACUUUAUCACCUGCAACGACUGAAAUUUCACUUGAAGAUACCUCAGCCACGGUGGCUCCAAAACCCGAAGUAUGA